UCCAGGAGGCCUUUGCGAUUCAUGCCUCCGUGUGGUAGACCAGUACCAGGGACCCAGGUCACUUUGUUCAUCCGUUUCUGGAGCUUGGUAGGUCGUUGGACAUUUGAGACAUUUAGACACUUAGGUGGGUCGCCGUCGGCAGCAGAGCGCACUCUGAAAUAAUCUGGAGCACUUGUGUAGCAGCCAGGCAGUGCAGGGGCAUCACAGUGUUAGCAGCGCAUAGCCCACUGCUCGUUAACACCCGCGCCAGAGUUCAGGCGCAGUGCAGUUCCCUUGGCAGUGUCCUGAUGCUCCUGGAAGGUCCGAGCUGUCCGGCCACCCGUAGUGAACUGUGACCUGUGACUUGUUUUUGGUUCCGGUGGGACUCUGUUCAGAGAAGUCACGGUGGUGAGUUGCUUGGUCUGCCUGUGCAGGCACCAGACUGACAGUGGUUUCUCUUUAGCAGGCAGUUCCGGCGAAGGGGGAGACCAAGCAGGACUGCUGCAUGAAGACCGAGCUGCUGAGAGAAGAAGAGAUCUCUAUGGCCACCGAUGAAGGCUCCCCCAAGAAGCUGGGAGGAGAUGCCCAUGUGGCCGCAGACGGGGCCACCAACGGGUCCUGUGAGAAGAGCGAUGCUGGCAGGCAUGUCAACGCAGCCGAGCAUACUCAGGAAACCUCGAAAGCCAGCCCCCAGGAAGGUCCCAAUAAAUUAGCCCGGAUAGCGGAAAACGGGGUUUCAGAAAGAGACACUGAAGCGGAGAAGCAGAACCACGUCCAGGCUGAGGACCUCACACAGACAGCCGUCGUUGGGAGCAACGGGUACUUCCUGGGUAAACCAGCCCUGCAGGAGCCAGCCCUGCGAGUCCCCAGCACCUUGGCACCCUCCCUUCCUGGUCAUGCUGCGAAGACCCUCCCCGGAGUGGCCGGCAAAGGGCGGACUCCCAGUGUGCUCUCUCAGACGCCAGCCACCGCUGCACCAGCUAGGCCUGGGGAGGGGAGCAAAGACUCAGAGGACAAGAAGCCCACGGCACCGGGCACGGAUGUCAAGGUUCAUAGGGCUCGGAAGACCAUGCCGAAAUCCAUCCUGGGCCUGCCUGCAGCCGGCAAGGACCCCAGAGAAGCUCGAGAAGCUCGAAGUCAUGAGGAGCCAGCAGAGGAGAUCAGCAAGAACAUUGCUGAUUUUGGACGACAGCAGCUUUUGCCCCCCUUCCCACCCCUUCAUCAGUCGCUACCUCAAAACCAGUGCUACAUGGCCACCACAAAGUCACAGACAGCUUUCUUGCCUUUUGUUUUAGCAGCUGCAGUGUCUCGGAAGAAGAAACGAAGAAUGGGGACCUACAGCCUGGUUCCCAGGAAGAAGGCCAAAGCGUUGAAGCAGAGGACGGUGGUCGAGAUGUUUAAGAGUAUAGCUCAUUCCACUGCGGGCGCCAAGAGCGAGAAGGACCUGGGUGACAGCACCCUUCAUGUGAAUGGGGAGAGCAUGGAGAUCGAGUCAGAGGAGGAUGACUCUGAGGAGCUCGACGAAGACGAGGACCAGGGCGCUGAGCAGGCUGCCGCUUUCCCCACGGAGGACAGCAGGACUUCUAAAGAGAGCGUAUCGGAGAGUGACCGCACCCAGAAGAUGGACGGCGAGUCCGAAGAGGAGCAGGAGUCGGCUGGCACCGGGGAGGAGGAGGAGGAGGACGAGUCGGACCUGAGCUCCGAGUCCAGCAUCAAGAAGAAGUUUCUCAAGAGGAAAGGGAAGCCUGACAGCCCCUGGGUCAAACCAGCCAGGAAGAGGAGGCGGAGAAAUAAGAAGAAGCUGAGCGGCGUGCUAGGUCCUGAAGCCUACACAUCGUCUUCGGGAAGCACAGAGCCGGUGGCACCCGGGGACAGUGCGGGGUACAUGGAAGUGUCCCUGGACUCCCUGGAUCUCCGUGUCAAGGGGACGCUGCCCUCACAGGCAGAAGGGCUGGCUAAUGGUCCCGACAUGGGAGAGACAGACGGCCUCCAAGAGGUGCCCCUCUGCAGCUGCCGGAUGGAAACCCCGAAAAGCCGAGAGAUCACCAUUCUGGCCAACAACCAGUGCAUGGCCACGGAAAGCGUGGACCACGAGCUGGGCAGGUGCACCAACAGCGUGGUCAAGCACGAGCUGAUGCGCCCGUCCAGCAAGGCGCCGCUCCUGGUGCUGUGUGAAGACCACCGGGGCCGGAUGGUGAAGCACCAGUGCUGCCCAGGCUGUGGCUACUUCUGCACGGCGGGCAACUUCAUGGAGUGUCAGCCCGAGAGCAGCAUCUCUCACCGCUUUCACAGAGACUGUGCCUCUCGAGUCAAUAAUUCCAGCUACUGCCCCCACUGUGGGGAGGAGACCUCCAAGGCCAAAGAGGUGACGAUUGCAAAAGCAGAUACGACCUCCACCGUGACCCUGGCCCCGGGGCAGGACAAGAGCUCUACAGGCGAGGGGAGGGCUGACACCACCACAGGCAGCGCUGCUGGCCCCCUGCUCUCAGAGGACGACAAGCCGCAGAGCACGGCUGCCUCGGUGCCCGAGAGCUUCGACCCUGCAGGGCCGGCGGGGCUGGCGAGGUCAGGACCUGGGAAGGAGACCCUGGAAAGUGCUCUCAUCGCCUUGGACUCAGAAAAACCCAAGAAGCUCCGCUUCCACCCCAAGCAGCUGUACUUCUCUGCCCGGCAAGGCGAGCUUCAGAAGGUGCUGCUCAUGCUGGUUGACGGAAUCGAUCCCAACUUCAAGAUGGAGCACCAGAGCAAGCGGUCCCCACUGCACGCCGCUGCGGAGGCCGGCCAUGUGGACAUCUGCCACAUGCUGAUCCAGGCGGGAGCCAACAUCGACACCUGCUCGGAGGACCAGAGGACCCCACUGAUGGAGGCGGCAGAGAACAACCACCUGGACGCAGUGAGGUACCUCAUCAAGGCCGGCGCCCUCGUCGACCCCAAGGAUGCUGAGGGUUCCACCUGUUUGCACCUUGCCGCCAAGAAAGGCCACUAUGAUGUGGUUCAGUACCUGCUUUCAAAUGGACAAAUGGAUGUCAACUGUCAGGAUGAUGGUGGCUGGACACCCAUGAUUUGGGCCACGGAGUACAAGCACCUGGACCUGGUGAAGCUGCUGCUCGCCAAGGGCUCGGAUGUCAACGUCCGGGACAACGAGGAGAACAUCUGUCUGCACUGGGCGGCCUUCUCGGGCUGCGUGGACAUCGCUGAGAUUCUGCUGGCCGCCAGGUGCGACCUGCAUGCCGUGAACAUCCACGGGGACUCGCCGCUCCACAUAGCCGCCCGGGAGGACCGCUACGCCUGCGUCGUCCUCUUUCUCUCUCGGGAUUCAGAUGUCAACUUGAAAAACAAGGAGGGAGAGACGCCCCUGCAGUGUGCGAGUCUCAACUCUCAGGUGUGGAAGGCUCUGCAGAUGAGCAAGGCGCUUCGAGACUCUGCCCCAGGCAGGCCAGUCCCCGCAGAGAGGACCGUGAGCAGAGACAUCGCUCGAGGCUACGAGCGCAUCCCCAUUCCCUGCGUCAACGCCGUGGACAGCGAGCCCAGCCCCAGCAACUACAAGUACGUGUCUCAGAACUGUGUGACGUCCCCCAUGAACAUCGACAGGAACAUCACCCACCUGCAGUACUGCGUCUGCAUCGACGACUGCUCCUCCAGCAACUGCAUGUGUGGCCAGCUCAGCAUGCGUUGCUGGUACGACAAGGAUGGGCGGCUGCUGCCAGAGUUCAACAUGGCGGAGCCGCCCCUGCUGUUCGAGUGCAACCACGCCUGCGCCUGCUGGAGGACCUGCCGCAACCGCGUCGUGCAGAACGGCCUCCGGGCAAGGCUGCAACUCUACCGCACACAGAAUAUGGGCUGGGGCGUGCGGACCCUGCAGGACAUCCCUGUGGGCACCUUCGUCUGCGAGUACGUUGGCGAGCUCAUCUCGGACUCGGAGGCUGACGUUCGGGAAGAGGACUCUUACCUCUUUGAUCUUGACAACAAGGACGGGGAGCUGUACUGCAUCGACGCCCGGUUCUACGGGAACGUCAGCCGCUUCAUCAACCACCACUGCGAGCCCAACCUGGUGCCCGUGCGCGUGUUCAUGUCCCACCAGGACCUGCGCUUCCCCAGGAUCGCCUUCUUCAGCACCCGCCUGAUCGAGGCGGGGGAGCAGCUGGGGUUCGACUAUGGGCAGCGCUUCUGGGACAUCAAAGGCAAGCUGUUCAGCUGCCGCUGCGGGUCUCCCAAGUGCCGGCACUCCAGCUCCGCCCUGGCCCAGCGGCAGGCCAGCGCCCAGGAGGCCCCAGAGGACGGCUUGCCCGACACCAGCUCUUGCAGCACCGACUCCUGAUGAGACAUCUGGUCCUGUUCACACUGCAGUUUAGGGAGGAAGGGAAAGUGCUCGUGGCGGUGAGGGCCUCGCCGGGUGGAGGGGCCGAGCCAGGGCUGCGCAGGGAGCGGCCGCUCUACACGCUCUGGAUUCACGCUGGCACAACCGUGUGAGUUUCUGACCGGUUUUGCCGUUUCCACGUUUCUCGUUUCCCCUCUGUUCCCCGUGGUCCCAUCCCACCUGUGGGCAGGUGGGCAACGUCCUGUCAGCCCAGACUCCUCUGUGUGGCACCUGCCGAAGCCAUCGUCACCCACAAGCUGCUCCGUCAGACCCACCCACUCGCGGUCCCAGUUGCUGCACAGACACCGUCCCCACCGCCAUCGGAGAGCGAUCGGGCCAAGCUGCCAUGGACUUCGGAGAAAAUGUGUUUGCUUUUUAAAGAAACCCUGAACCUGGUCCCAUGUCCGACCUCCGCACGCCGCUAACCAGGAGGCGGCCAGUGGGUGCCGGAGCCCGACCCAAGGACACCGCACAGCCUGGCAGGGCUGAGACGCUGGCCCUUCUGUCGGUUUUUUAGCCACAUGCUAUGAUGAUGGAUAAACUGAUUUAUUUUCUACCAUUACCGAACAUUAGGACAAAAACAAAACAACAGACAACGGUGCUGAUUCUGGUGCGGUCUCCCCACCACGUGAAGUAAAUAUCAACUGUACAAAGAACAAAGUGACUUAGGGUAUCGCAGGAACACUUUUUUAAAGCGUUAGUCUUGUAGCGUGAAUAAAUUCGCCCCUGCCUUUUGUGUGGGGGCCUGCAGGUCAUACCUUUUUUUUGGCAUAUACUUUUCUAAAUACUGUAACUAGUGCAGUAACCGUGGGGUUUUUUUGUGCAACUUCUAAAACAUUCAUAAUGCAGUCAUGUUUAUUUUUUUCUGUUAAAAUGUUUUUGACAGUUUUAAGAGCAGUCUUUUGGCUCAGACCAUUUCUUGUUCUGUUUUCAAUGAAAUCAAUAAAAAAAAAGAAUUUAA
Miniopterus natalensis is the source of this 5297-nucleotide messenger RNA. It is a transcript of the gene EHMT1, whose product is annotated as euchromatic histone lysine methyltransferase 1. Gene Ontology annotation, cellular component: chromatin; nucleus. The record is from RefSeq and is a predicted model, not a curated record. Gene Ontology annotation, biological process: peptidyl-lysine dimethylation; negative regulation of transcription by RNA polymerase II. NCBI's taxonomy places the organism in Eukaryota, Metazoa, Chordata, Mammalia, Chiroptera, Miniopteridae. Gene Ontology annotation, molecular function: p53 binding; histone H3K9 methyltransferase activity; zinc ion binding.